ACUGUGUGGCACAGAGGGCCUGGUUCAGGAGCACACCUUAAAGUUUGCAGCAAUGAGCCCGAUGAACGCAGGGAUGUGUGUGCUCCUGGCUGCGCUAUCCCUUCCCCCGGUUAAAGGGAUGGGCAUUUAUUCUUACAGUCACGCUGAGUUCAGCUACAAGCGCAGUAACUGUAAACUCAUCCCCAGCGCCCUGGCACUCUGCCACGGCAUCGAGUACCCGGAGAUGAGGUUACCCAACCUGCUGGGGCACGAUACCAUGGAAGAGGUGCUGCAGCAGGCCGGCUCCUGGAUCCCGCUGGUGCAGAAGCAGUGCCACCCGGAUACCAAGAAAUUCCUGUGCUCCCUCUUCGCUCCGGUAUGCAUCGAUGAACUGGACGAGCCGAUCCAGCCGUGCCGCUCACUCUGCGAGCGGGUCAGGGAGAGCUGUUCGCCCGUCAUGUCAGCUUUCGGUUUCCCCUGGCCUGACAUGCUGCAGUGUGAACAUUUCCCACAGGACAACGACCUGUGCAUCCCGCCCGCAGACUCCAACCAGCACGGCCCACCGCCUAGAGAAGAACUGAGGAUUUGUGAUGCCUGCAAAGACAGAGAGCAAAACGACAAUGACAUCGUCGAGAGUUACUGCAAAAAUGAUUUUGCUUUGAAGAUAAAAGUGAAGGAGAUUUCCUAUAUCAACGGGGACACCAAAAUCGUCCCGGAGACCAAGGGCAAGACUAUUUAUAAACUGAGCGGAGUGACGGAGAAAGACCUGAAGAAGAGCGUGCUGUGGCUGAAGGAUGGCCUUCAGUGUACCUGCGAUGAGAUGAACGAUAUCAACGCCCCCUACUUGGUGAUGGGUCAAAAGCUGGACGGUAAUCUGGUCAUUACCUCAGUGAAGAGAUGGCAGAGAGGGCAGCGGGAGUUCAAGCGGAUCACUCGGAGUAUCCGCAAACUGCAGUGUUAGACAGCGACGGCCC
Hemiscyllium ocellatum (epaulette shark) is the source of this 953-nucleotide messenger RNA. RefSeq names its product secreted frizzled-related protein 2 (gene sfrp2). The record is from RefSeq and is a predicted model, not a curated record. Gene Ontology annotation, biological process: negative regulation of canonical Wnt signaling pathway; non-canonical Wnt signaling pathway; canonical Wnt signaling pathway. The coding region runs from base 53 to 940 and encodes 295 amino acids. Lineage: Eukaryota; Metazoa; Chordata; Chondrichthyes; Orectolobiformes; Hemiscylliidae. The transcript has 3 exons. Gene Ontology annotation, molecular function: Wnt-protein binding.